Rhopilema esculentum is the source of this 651-nucleotide messenger RNA. The record is from RefSeq and is a predicted model, not a curated record. Lineage: Eukaryota; Metazoa; Cnidaria; Scyphozoa; Rhizostomeae; Rhizostomatidae.
AUGGCCGCAUGUGAUAAUUUUAGUUCGAGUAGCGACGAAGAAAAUGAAUUUUUUGGGUUUUUGCCGGAAGAAAUUAACUUCGAAAAUUUAAAGAGAAGGGCAGAGGAAAGUGAUCUUUCUAUUGAUGAAUAUUCCAGCUCUGGGGAAAGCCAGGAAACGUCAGACGAGGAUGUUUCAGCCGAUGGAUGGACAGAGAAGCUCCGCGAUGUUUACAUCCAAGAAUUUGCAGAAGAUGUCGGUGCGACAUUCAUUUUAGAAAGUGAAGCCAAAGAACAAGACUUUUUUGGAAAAAUAUUUCCUGAUGGAAUAUUCGAAAUUUUGGCAGAACAAACAAAUCUUUAUGCCUUGCAGUUGCAGGUUGAGCGACACAAGGUAGAUGAGCGAUGGACCCCAACAACACGCGAAGAAAUGCGCUGCUUUGUUGGCCUAAGGAUUUUCAUGUCCUUGGUUGACCUGCCAGAAAUUAAAAUGUACUGGAGCCAGGACAAAUUUUACGGCGAUUUUGCAAUUGCUGAAAUCAUGACGAGGGAUAGGUUUGAAAAACUAUCCCAGUAUAUUCAUGCACACGAUCGCACUGGCUAUGAUAAGCAAGACGCUAACAGGGACAAGCUCCAUUUGAUUAGGCCACUUUUGGAGAUUGUCAACAAAUGA